AUGGCGAAAGCGAAACCGCACUUGAUCUUCGCAUACGGAACGUUGAAACGAGGAUUCCCCAACCACGGUUUAAUGGAAGAUCUAAAAACAAAAGACGACGCCGUUUUUAUGGAUACAUGCUUUACGGAGAAUCCGUAUCCUCUAGUGAUCGGACCCCAUGGGAUACCGUAUCUGAUCAACUUACCCGGAUCAGGUCAACGGGUGAAAGGAGAAGUUUACGCUGUAUCGGAUGAAGCCGUGAUUCGGCUGGAUGAAUUCGAAGGUGUGAGAAAUGGGUUUUAUGAGAGGAUUCCGGUGGUGGUUGUAACUGAGGGAGGGGAGAAAGUGGAGGCAGAGGGGUAUUUUGGGCAUAGAAGUUUUGGAGAGAAGCUGUGGAAGAUGAAGGGUGAGAUUGGGUUGAUGGAAUAUGGGGUGGAUGAUGCGAAGGAAUAUGUGAGGAAAGAGGAUAGACCUGGUUGCAAAAACAGUAUUCUUGAUUUUGUAAUUCCUUAG
This is a messenger RNA of Trifolium pratense (red clover), 492 nucleotides long. RefSeq names its product putative gamma-glutamylcyclotransferase At3g02910. The transcript has a single exon. The record is from RefSeq and is a predicted model, not a curated record. Gene Ontology annotation, molecular function: gamma-glutamylaminecyclotransferase activity. Lineage: Eukaryota; Viridiplantae; Streptophyta; Magnoliopsida; Fabales; Fabaceae. Bases 1 to 492 code for a protein of 163 amino acids.